AUGCAAACGCCCCGGCGGGUCACUGUUACCGAAGGUGGCUUGGUGCAACUGAACUGUUCCUUCUGCUGGAAGUUAACACAAAAAGGAGAAAAACCACUUUAUACUAUCGAUUGGUACAAAGACGAGGAAAGUGCUUUACUUUGCAACAAAAGCGCAGCAUACAAUGGCCGCCUUCUGAAAAGUUAUUCUGAAGGCUUUCCGUGGGAAUGGGCGUCCAUAACCAUCCAUGAUCUGAAACUAAAUGAAAGCGGGAAAUAUUACUGCAGAAUUCAGAUUUCCAACGCUGAAACUGCUUUUGGAACCGGGACAGAAAUCACAGUGAAAUGGCACGAGGACUCCAUUCAGAAGAAUGUCUAUCUUCCUGGGUUUUUCGCCUUGCCUGCUGUACUCCUCACGUUGGCGCUUGCUGUGAUCAUUUAUAUUCUGCGCCGCUGUCGAUCUCCAGAUAAAAGAUCUGGAAGUCAAGUCGUCAGUAGGGAAGUGGUCAAGUCGCAGGCUGAACUUCACACUCACCUGAACAGCCUUCCUCCACCGGAUCAGAUUGAUCAUAAAUCAGUCAAGCCUGGAAUACGGCACAAAGCGCCAGGCGUGACGGGUUCCGUAUCUCUCGCGGAAAGCGAUGAAGGUGGGGUUGUAUACUCCCAACUUCGGUUUCAGGAUCAUUGUGAGGAACACCUUCCAUCAAAGCCAGCGAAGUCGCCAGGAAUGAAAGAAGAGUAUGUCGUGUAUGGGGCCGUCAGUGUGCGGCAGUUGUAAUGUAUUAAUUUCCAAACGCAAGAAGGGCUUCCAGU
Messenger RNA from Hypanus sabinus (Atlantic stingray), 791 nucleotides. RefSeq lists its product as uncharacterized. Bases 1 to 756 code for a protein of 251 amino acids. The record is from RefSeq and is a predicted model, not a curated record. The transcript has 4 exons. Gene Ontology annotation, biological process: immune response-activating cell surface receptor signaling pathway; positive regulation of natural killer cell mediated cytotoxicity. NCBI's taxonomy places the organism in Eukaryota, Metazoa, Chordata, Chondrichthyes, Myliobatiformes, Dasyatidae.